AGGCAUAAAGUGGUAUUUUCCGCCAACAAAGUGAUUUGUAAAGAGCUAUUAGGUGAAAACUUGGCACAUCUCCACACCAUGUGCAGUCUGUCCCUAAAAAAAAAAGUGCUGAAAAAGAACUUGCACUGCUAAAAAAUGGAAUAAUGAACACAGAAAGGUGCCAUCAGAUUGUGGUACCAACAAUACAUCGCAAGCAUCAGACUGGAGACAGCUUGAUUUUUAAGCACGACAAAAAUCCCAAACACACUGCCAAUGCAUUAAAAGCAGUUUAAAAGGAGUUUCAGUAAACCCAUUUUCCUAGCAGAAUACAAAGAAUGAGGGGGGACUCAAGUAUUCUCAGGUUUACUGCUAUUGUAAGAGCUUUGUGUCUUUUGUGUUUUAAAAUUGACUCAGGAAUGACCCAGCAAAGUCAUGAUAUUCAAUACUAUAGCACGCAUUAGGGUGGCACACAGGUAAUGUGAUCUGGAACUUUUUUGUCAUGGAUCCUUUUGUACAAUUUGUACUUCUGUACAAAACACAGGGGGAAAAAAACACAUCUUACAUCAAAUAAGUAACUCGAUAUCCUAUAUCUGUGUCCAAAAUGCCAUAAAAGGAACGUUAGGGGAAGUUGAUGGCACGUUAAAGGCAGGGGUGUUUCCAACAGCACCAGUCCAGUGUGGCUUGUUGUGAACCUUUGCAUGCUGGUCAUCCACAAACCACAUAAACACCAUGACUUCUCUCCUGCUUGGAGCAGCGCUGCUGGGCAACUUGGGCAUCUGUGUCACAGCACAAGCGAUACUCCCUCGACCCACCCAGGUGAGGUUCGACUCAGUAGACUAUAAAAACAUCCUGAACUGGACUCCACCCACUACGAACUCUUCUCUGCAGUACAACGUCCAGUGGAAGAUUUAUGGCGAGCCUGAGUGGAUCGAUGUGCCAGACUGUCAGAGGAUCCGGAAGCACCACUGUGACCUCAGCGAAGUGACCUCUGAGCCCAGAGAGUGGUACUACGCCAGAGUUGGUGCUGUGUCUGUGGCCACCAGCAGCAAAUCAGCCUGGGCCCUCUCCCCCAGAUUCAGCCCACGGUGGGACACCAAAAUCAGCCCCCCUCUGCUGAGACUGAAUGUAACCGAACAACCAGCCAUUGUGGUCCGAGUGAAGCCCCCCCGAGAGCUGGUCCGGAAGCUGCACAGCAAUUUGUACUACAAGAUCUACUUAAUACACCCCAGUGGAGAAGAAGAGGUGUUUGACAUGAAGUGCUGUUCUCACAAGCUGACUCUGAAGGGCCUGAAUCACAGAGAAGAAUACUGCCUCCAAGCUCAGAUCGUCCUCCCUCUGCAGGGCAAGAACAGCGCCCGCAGCUCUCUGAAAUGCGUCACUACCCUCUGACAACACAGCGUCGGCCAUCCCUUCAGCUUUAAAUCUCCAUUGCUACCUCGACGGCCACAGCCACUCACAUCCAUGCCAGUAAAAGUGAUGCACUUUAUUGUAUAAAACAUUAAAGGUCUCAUAUGAAGGCAAACUUUCACCUUCACCGGAAGAGGAUUGCUUUUGUUUUUUUAAACUUAAGAGUAUUUUUUUAAAAUUUUUUCUAUUCAUGGCAAAAUAUUCUGAACUCAAGAGCCACCCGGUAGAUUCAUCUACUGAUCGCAGCAGUUUUUUUAUCUAACGGGCAGUCAAAAGUGGUGACAGGCAGCUUUUCCUCUCCAUAAAUCAUUAAAAAAACAAUCUGGUGUGCUCAUUCACACGUGGUCAAGAUAUAAUAUUUUCAACUUAUGUCUGUUUCCUCAUUCCUCUUGCAUGCAGGAUCAGCGAAUGCUGCUUUAACGUCUUUAAGAGAGCUUUUUGUAAAGAAAAAACUGCUAAAAGAAAACUAUGAGAAUGUACUGUGCCAAAUGUAUCACACUACAAAUAAAAUCCACUGUUGAAAUUGACCUCUGUCCUGUAAGUUCGACCCUUCGACCCUUUUUGUACAAACAGUAAAGCUGGUGGUGUUUUCGCA
Oreochromis niloticus (Nile tilapia) is the source of this 1981-nucleotide messenger RNA. RefSeq names its product interleukin 22 receptor, alpha 2 (gene il22ra2). Gene Ontology annotation, cellular component: plasma membrane. The record is from RefSeq and is a predicted model, not a curated record. Lineage: Eukaryota; Metazoa; Chordata; Actinopteri; Cichliformes; Cichlidae. Bases 709 to 1368 code for a protein of 219 amino acids. Gene Ontology annotation, biological process: cytokine-mediated signaling pathway. The transcript is spliced from 6 exons. Gene Ontology annotation, molecular function: cytokine receptor activity; protein binding.